AUGGCCCACCAAACGCAGCGUCGACUCCUCAUCGUCGCCGCCGUCCUGUUCCUCAUCGUCAGCUCCUACCUGUGCGUAACGCGCCUCUACACCACGCCGUUUGCCAGCGAGGCCAAGGACGACAAGAAACCACCGUUCCCAGUGCUUCCUCAAAAGCCCGUCCACGUCCAGCUCACCGACGCCGACCUGCCCAUGACAUACGGCUCGUUCCGCCGCCCCAGCAUGGAUGGCCUCACGCUCAUGGCGAGCUUGCCCGACGAGCUCGUGCCCACGUUUGAGAACAAGCGCCGGCUGGUGAUUGUCGGCGACAUCCACGGCAUGGACGCCGCGCUGGAGACGCUGCUGAAAAAGGUCGACUUCGACGCCAAGCGGGAUCACCUCAUUGCGACGGGCGACAUGAUCAACAAGGGCCCCGACUCGCCCGGCGUUGUCUCACGGCUGAUGCGCCUCAACGCCAGCGCCGUGCGCGGCAACCACGAAGACCGUGUGCUGCUCUCCCUGGCCGAGGCCGAGGCCCAGACGGGCGUCAGCAAGGACCUCUCGUCUGCCGACGCCGAAUCCCACCGUGGCGAGUCCGAGUUCCUGGCCACGGGCCGCAAGCUGAGCAAGGAGCACGUCCAGUGGCUGCUCAAGCUGCCCGUCAUCCUCUCCGUCGAGCCGCUGCGCAUGUUCAUUGCCCACGCCGGCCUCGUCCCUGGCGUGCGGCCGGAGCUGCAGGAUCCCUGGGCCGUCAUGAACAUGCGCACCCUCAUCUACCCCCGCGAAGAACUGCGCAAGAACGAGAAGAAGAAGAAAUCCAAAGCAAAGCGCGACUCAGACGACACCUCAGACGAAGCACCGCAAUCACCCUCCCCCACCGACCAACCAUCCGACAACAGCGAACCUGAGAAAGAAGAAGCAGAAGAAGAAGGCGAGACACUCGAGUCGAUCGAGCAAAAGGACGCCUACACAGACCGCGAGAUCGCCAUCCCCGUCGAAGGCCGCGACGGCGAGAAGUGGGCCCACGCAUGGAACCGCUUCCAGAAGCGCCUCAAGAAGUCGCACCGCUACACCGUCGUCUACGGCCACGACGCGAAGAGGGGGUUCCGCCAGGAGCGCUACACGUUUGGCCUCGACUCGGGCUGCGUCAGGGGCGGUGCCCUGACGGCGCUCGUGGUCGAGGGCAAGGAGGGCGGUAAGGGGUUUACGCAUACGGUGAUGCAGGUGCACUGCAAGGAUAUGAAAUCUUGA
Messenger RNA from Trichoderma virens Gv29-8, 1230 nucleotides. RefSeq lists its product as uncharacterized. Gene Ontology annotation, cellular component: cytoplasm. Gene Ontology annotation, biological process: polyphosphate catabolic process. The transcript has a single exon. Gene Ontology annotation, molecular function: endopolyphosphatase activity; phosphatase activity. Bases 1 to 1230 code for a protein of 409 amino acids. The record is from RefSeq and is a predicted model, not a curated record. NCBI's taxonomy places the organism in Eukaryota, Fungi, Ascomycota, Sordariomycetes, Hypocreales, Hypocreaceae.